Molecule: messenger RNA, 1188 nt
Organism: Pseudoliparis swirei
Lineage: Eukaryota; Metazoa; Chordata; Actinopteri; Perciformes; Liparidae
Product: ly6/PLAUR domain-containing protein 1-like
Exons: 3
Coding region: 30-446 (138 amino acids)
Biological process (GO): acetylcholine receptor signaling pathway
Molecular function (GO): acetylcholine receptor inhibitor activity
Source: RefSeq, a predicted model, not a curated record
UGGUUGCGCCGAGCCCCACGAAGCGGACCAUGCGGCUGUUCCCCGUCUUCACGCUGCUGCUCCUGCUUCUCCACAGCUCAGGGCUGGCUCUGCAGAUCCAGUGCUAUCAGUGCGAGGAGAUGACACACGACUGCUCCACGCCGGAGUUCGUGGUCAACUGCACCGUGAACGUGCAGGACAUGUGCCAGAAGGAGGUUCUGGUGAAGGACGACGGGAUUCACUACCGCAAGUCCUGCGCCUCGUCGGGAGCCUGCCUCAUCGCCUCGUCCGGCUACCAGCAGUUCUGCACCGGCAAGCUCAACUCGGUGUGCAUCGCCUGCUGCAACACGCCGCUGUGUAACGGGCCGCGGCAGAAGAAACGACCGCAGUCGGCGGCGGCGGCGGCCGUUACCCUGCCCGUGUUCUCUCUCUCUGUUUUUGUCCUCCUGUCCUCCGCACUGCGCUGACACACCGUCAGAGUGGAGGCGACGUGUAUGAACUGAGGAACACGCACAUCUUCAUCCUCUCACGUGGUCACGGUGCGGCUGCGCAGGCCGUGGAACGGCUUCUGGCUACUUUCUGGCGCAGCAGCUGGCUCGUUUGCAUCCACCUUUGUUUACUUACACUCCCCCAAGGUCAAAUGAGACGUAUUGGAAACAAAAAAGUGAGUUCAGAUUCAUUAUUCAUUUUCUGAGCUUCUGAUUUUAUUUUUUAGAUAUCAAAAGCCUCACGGAAAAACACAAUGUAUGACAAUGACUGUUUAAUGAUUGAAAACGGUAUUUGGAUGAAGAAAAUCACUCAUGCGAGUCAUAAUGUUUUAAGCCACCGACUUAUCCGAAAAGUUUUAUCCUGAAACUUUCCCCCACUUGUCAUGUCUGCUCACACACACAUAGAGCUGCAGGAGCAUGUUGAAAUACAGAAACCUUUUUUUAAAGUAGCCACCACAUGUAUUCUUCUUUCCAUAAUGACGAGAGCCGUUUGCAUUGAGGUUGAGUAGGACAUCUACGUCACCGCUGAUGGAGUUUGAAGAUGGAGUUUGGAAGUUACCCUAAAGGUUACGCUCAUCCUUCGAUCAGGGAAUAUGUCAAAGGUCCCCUGUGGAGUUUUGUGAAUGUGUCCUGGAGUCCUAAAAAACACAGCGAAUGCAUUUUUUUUUUAAAGACAAUAUUUUGAGCUCUGCAGUGCUUACCCAACUUUUUUUUUCUUUUU